GCAGUUGCCCCUUCCCACUAGCACUUUGACUAGCAUUUCUUGCUUUCAGAUUGUUGGCAUGGAAUGGAGAAUGAGGAGGAUCUUUCUGAGCAGGAUAUUUCUUUAGAAGAUGUGUCCCAAGUAAGGACUUCAAAUGAAGGUCUGUCUCCCCAGAAGGCUCCUCCUUGUGUGAUGUAUGGCCUGGUCUUGAGAGACAUUUUGCACAUAACUCAUCACCAACAGGGAACACAUUGUCAGCAGAAACUGUACAGAUGUGGGACAUCUGGGAAACAGUUGUAUUUCUCUGCAGACAUUGAUCAGCACUUUGGAGAGAAACCCUUCAAAAGCAAUGUGGGAAGAGCCUUAUUUAUGAAGAGGUACAAAUUCCAUGAAUCAAGGGAACCCUUUGCCUGCAUAGAAGUUGGGAAGGACUUCCUGGCCAGCUCAGAAUUUCUCCAUCAACCAGCCACUUGCAUUGAGGAACAGUCAAAUGGCAAAAGUAAUUUGGGGACUGUCUGUCACAAUGGAAAAACUCAUUUUGACUAUAGAGAAUACAUACAGACAUGCAGCCAUGAACACACAACUGUGCAGCAGCAGAAAACCCACACUAGAGAAAGAUGUUAUAUGUGCAGUGAGUGUGGGAAAUCUUUUAGCAAAAGCUAUAGCCUCAAUGACCACUGGAGGGUUCACACUGGUGAAAAGCCUUAUGAGUGUGGGGAGUGUGGGAAAUCAUUUAGGCAGAGCUCUAGCCUCAUUCAGCACCGGAGAGUUCACACUGGAGUGCGACCUCAUGAAUGUGAGGAAUGUGGUAAAUUAUUUAGCAACAAGUCCAACCUCAUCAAACAUCGGAGAGUUCACACUGGAGAAAGGCCUUAUGAGUGCAGUGAAUGUGGGAAAUCCUUUAGUGAGAGCUCAGCACUUCUUCAGCACCAGAGCGUGCACACUGGAGAAAGGCCUUACGAAUGCAGUGAAUGUGGGAAAUUCUUUACAUAUCAUUCGAGUCUCAUAAAGCACCAGAAAGUUCAUAGUGGAUCGAAACCUUAUGAAUGCAGUGAGUGUGGGAAAUCAUUCAGUCAAAAUUCCAGCCUCAUUGAACACAGGAGAGUUCAUACUGGAGAAAGGCCCUUUAAGUGCAAUGAAUGUGGGAAAUCCUUUAGCCAGAGCUCUGCACUCCUUCAGCAUCGUAGAGUUCACACUGGAGAAAGGCCUUAUGAGUGCAGUGAAUGUGGGAAAUUCUUUACCUAUAGUUCCAGUCUCCAAAAACACCAGAGAGUUCAUACUGGUUCAAGGCCUUAUGAGUGCAGUGAAUGUGGGAAAUCCUUUACUCAAAACUCCAGUCUCAUUAAACACAAGAGAGUUCAUACUGGGGAAAGACCUUAUGAGUGCAACGAAUGUGGGAAAUCCUUUAGCCAUAGCUCUAGCCUCAUUAAACACAGGCGAAUUCAUACUCGAUAAAGGCCUGUGGGAAAUAUGGAAAACCCUUUAGCUGAAGAUCCAAUCUCUACAAACUUGAAAAUUCACCUUAGAAAAGUCCUUGUGAGAACAGUGAACUUGAGAAAACAUUCAGCUGAAAGCCUUAUCUCAGUGGAUACCACAAAGUUCAUAUGAGAAAUAUACCUUUGAUGUGCAUGGAUAUGUUAUUGUUCAUUAUACCAGUUCUUGAAGGGUUUUGGUGGUGCCACUGCCUGAAUAGGACCACAUACAUCCAAGCAUCCACUCACAUUCCAGGUAUGUGGGAGAUGGGCUGCACUCAUUAACCUGCCUGGGCCCCGUGCCAAAUUCAUGCCACUGAAAGCUUAACUCUACCUGCUGGAAGGUGCCCACAGUAUGCACCAUUCACCCACCCCAGUGAAACAGGGCUCUCCCGUCUGUGAAAAGGAUUUGUACGUAGGCUAAGCAUUCAUCCCCUUUUCAUCUAUUUCUCUCUGAUGAGUUAGUCCAUGCCACAAGGACUGUGCUGUUGACUUAGGAAGGUGGACCUUUUUCAGAAAUAUUGUUGGUUUCAUGUGACUCUUGAUGGAAUUUUUCCUACCACAGAAUCACCAUGUGUGGGAACCACCUGUGUCUCAUUGCUCCGGUUGUCUGAUAAUAAAAUCUUUAUUGGUUGAGGCACCAGUUAUUUGGGGGAAUUCUAUUUACUGAAUGUAGUUCUUUGAAAACAAUUGGGAUCUUUUGGGUGAACAAGUUUGUUGGGAUCCCAAACUUUGUGUCCCUAGGGAGGGUAGUGGAAUGAUGGCAGAAUACAGCUCUUUCUGGCUUGGGCCUUCUGUAUUGCUGCCUGAGGCUUCCAGGAAAACCUGCAGGGCGCUGUUUGAAGUCGGGAGAGGUAGUGACAAUCUGAUGCUUCUGAGAGCAACAUGAACUUAUUUUCCUUUUCAAAGGGAUAUUGCCUCAAGCUCAGUAUUGGCUGGGGUUCCUGUUUGUCAGGCCCUGCAUGGAUCUGUAUGCCCUGACAUUCUGAGUUCCAUAGGAUAGCAUCACAAGCUGUAAGAUUAUAGUUGUUAACAGAAAUACUGGAUUAAUAGGUAGUGGAAGAGACUAUCACAAAUUGAUUGGUGCCUCUUUUACAUGGGUAUCCACAAUGUUAGUCACUCUGGCUAUGAAAGAUGAGCAGGUCAGAAAUACUUAGGACCGUAUCUUGUGUAGCUGAAGUUAUUGUCAGAGACUGCUCAUCUCAAGGCUGUACUGUGCAGACAGGAAAAUAAGGAUUCUAAGAAGGGAGAUCUUGGUCCACUUACAUGGCCUCUGUGAGCAGGCAGUAUUCCUGCCAAGUCCAGAGGAAACAGUCUUCACCUCUUAGCUAUGUUUGUUACCACUGAGGCAAGAGGUCCCCCAGGGCAUGAGGAGAAAGGUGAUGGAGUCAACAUCGUCAAUCCUGAUUUUUCAAAAACAAAUUCAGACUUUCACCUGUACAACAAUAGAUUCAUUCAUAUCCUGGAAUUGUAUGUUAUUGAAAUCGUUUUAAGUUCUCAUGAUUUUUCCCCUGGGUAUAUUCAAACAGCAUAUAUGAGAUUUAUCAGUAUUGCUUAUAUGAGUGGGAUUUUUGUUUUUUAAGAGAAAGGAAAAAGGUUUGUGGCUUUGCUGCAAAGAAGAAACACUGGGUACUCCUGUCCCCAAAGCUGUGACUCUGCCCAUCAACAGGAACAUGAUAUUUGGAUAUUUUUUAUUGCUGAGAAGUAUGAGGUUAUAUGGCUAUAACCUAUUUUUUAUUUAUUCAUCUGGUCAUAGAUAUUUUGGUUGUUUACAACAAGUUUUAGAUUUAUUGCAAAUAAAAGCUGCUGCAAACA
This is a messenger RNA of Marmota flaviventris (yellow-bellied marmot), 3266 nucleotides long. Its product is annotated as zinc finger protein 154-like. Gene Ontology annotation, cellular component: nucleus. Gene Ontology annotation, biological process: regulation of transcription by RNA polymerase II. NCBI's taxonomy places the organism in Eukaryota, Metazoa, Chordata, Mammalia, Rodentia, Sciuridae. Gene Ontology annotation, molecular function: DNA-binding transcription factor activity, RNA polymerase II-specific. The record is from RefSeq and is a predicted model, not a curated record.